This is a messenger RNA of Ostreobium quekettii, 876 nucleotides long. The record is from the annotation of a GenBank genome assembly. Lineage: Eukaryota; Viridiplantae; Chlorophyta; Ulvophyceae; Bryopsidales; Ostreobiaceae.
AUGCCCCUGUCUGGCAAGUCGCCGGGGGAUCGGUUGGAGAGUGCCGCUGCCUCCCUUGGAGAUGGGCCGGGGGAGGAUGCUGCAACCAGGGCUGCGGCUGUCCACGUAGUCGACAAAUACGUCAGGAGCGGCAGCGUAGUGGCCUUGGGCACAGGUCAAGUGACAGGGAACAUUUUUGAUUAUCUGAAGGACUGCGUGGAUGUGAAGCUGCUCAAGGACAUCAAGAUCUUACCAACAUCAGAUGUGGCAGCCAGCGAAGCUGCAUUUCAUGGCCUUCCACAGACAAGCAUUGGAGAAACAGAUGAGGUUGAUGUUUUGUUCCAAGAAGUGGAUGAGAUCGACACAGCCUCAGGCACAUUCAUAUCUGGACGGCAGGCUGAGCCUCACCAACCCCAGUUGAUGAAAGCACGACUAGCUGCUAAGAGGGCCAAAGAGGUUGUGGCACUGCUUCAGACAGAGACUAAGGCAGAACGACUUGGAGGAUGGCUGCCUGUUGUGAUUGAAGGGGAUAACUGGGAAGACAUAGCGGAAGAGAUCGAUACCAUAUUCCUGGGGGAUGCAGAGAUUUGGCGACGGCCCACAGAAGGGACAGCGAAUCCAAGGGGAGGCAACAAUCCAUACCUGAGCCCAGAGGGCCACAACAUUAUUGACAUCAGAUUCGAUGGGACUCUCAAGCUGUAUGGCGAGGAGGUCGAGUAUGAGAAAAUAUCCAACGAGAUCAUGGCCGUAGCAGGGGUGGUGACGCACGGGCUGUUCCUCAACACUGCCACGGCAACACUCACAAUAAAGUCUGACGGCCCAGUGGUGGAGACUCUGGUAAACAAACACGGUUUUUCUUUUCUGUGGGAUGCGGGUGGUUUCUCAAUGUCUGAAUAA